ACUAGGGCACUCAGCAAGGAAGGGCAAAAGGUAAAGCCAGUUGGUGGCAGGGCUGCCUGAACUAUCAAUAACCAGAGGACGCGAAGAAGGGCAGGGGUCUUUUCUGGCAAGACAUCUAGCAAUUCUGUGACAGAAUCUGGAAGGCAAUGACUACGGGUUUCCAGAAUACUAGAAUUCACAAUGAACCAGUCGCUGGGACCAGCUUUCUCUAGGGUCCUGGAACAAAUGGAAGAAAGACAUGGCAGAUGUCACCUCAGAAUCCUCCAGUUGAAAGUAUACAAGUACAGUUUACUGAGUGUGAAAACGACAAAGGCUUCAUUUUCACAUCUACAAAUAGUAAGACCAUGAAGGUGCAAAACAACUCAGUUAUUGUCAACUGUGAUGGGUUUUAUCUCAUCUCCCUGAAAGGUUUCUUUUCCCAGAAUAUCAACGUCUACCUCCAUUACCGGGAGAAUGAGGAUCCCCUCUUGUCUUACGAGAAUGUCCAGUCUGUCAAGACUGUCAUAGUGGCCCACCUGGGAUACCAGGACAAAGUCUACAUUAGUGUGACCACUGACAACACCACCUGUGAAGGCAUCCAAGUGAAUGGUGGGGAACUGAUUCUUAUUCAUCAAAGUCCUGGGGAAUUCUGUGGCAACUGGCCACACUUAAGCCAGACGCCCACACAAAGCCCGAGCUAGGGGUGAGCUAUACACUGAGUCUUACUUGUGAGUGCAGGAGUCUUCCCAGCUCAACCUCCGUAAGUGAUGACAUGGGAUGAGACCAGACACACAUCCUUCCGAACACUCAGGGAUAUUUAAAACUUAUUUCACAUGCCAAUUAACUUUAUUUAUCCUCAAAUCUUCUAAGUGACCUAGCACCUUGCAAUUGCGUCAAGCUCAUUAGGCAUCUUUCUGAGAAAGAAAAUCAGUGCCUCUUUUUCAAGACACAUUGCUUCUAUUAGUCAGGAAAUUGUCAUCAUAAACUGACUUACCGAAAAAGACACGUGGCAACUAUUGCGAGAAAUCUGACAUCUGAUGUUGUCAAAAUGAAGGGGAACAGGAACAGAAGUUAGAAGCCUGUCAAGAUGGCAAGGAAUGAUCCUAGGAAACCAAGGCUGCACCAAAAGAUGAAAUUUGUUGCAGUUUGCAUGUUGCUGAAAUACCUCUGUCUUUUGGUGGAUUCACAGGAAGAAAACUUCUGAACUGUUAUCAGGGUUUAAUGAAGAGAGCUGGCUAAGGAAUUCUCUCUGUUCUGAGCAUUUUUUCUUUACCACUCUGCUUUCACAACAUCCAUAUGUUCUUAAGUAGAAAUUUCCCUUCAAAGAAUCCUCCUGGGGGCUGUGAUGCUAUGAAAAAUUGAGUCAGUAUUUUAAGGGAAAUUAUGAGGAAUUUUUGCAAGUUGGGAGAGUAAGUUAAUUUAUUGUGGAAUUAAUCACUAUUGUAUAAGAGAACAAUGAAACUGAACCUCUCAGGGUAAAAGUCCAUAGGAAUUCUGUCUUGGGAGGAAAACAUAUUCUUUGCCACAGGUAGGCAAGCAACACGUAUGUACCCUCUUGCUUAUACUAAAGCAUGCACUCUGUCUCAUACCUUGUGUACAUUUGUCCACACUGCUAGUUUCAAGCCUGAGGCAAUUCUAUUAUCAAAUGCAACUUUAUUUCAAAAGGCACUGAGAAACUAUUAUAGUUGAUGAAAAGUAAUUAUUUAUCUAGAAAUACCAUAAUAUCACAUGUGACUUCAUACAAAUAUUUGAGACUAGAAGGUCCAAUAGUCACCUGAAACUUCCAAGGGAGUAUGGUCCCUUAUGUUUAACUUGUUUCACUUAAUGUACCAAGUUUAUGACAUUGUGGAUAAAUGUGAGUCUUCCUAAGUCAGAUUUCCAGGUGGUUUGUAAAUUUUCUGUGUUGCAACCUUUACAAAUUAAGAUUUUUGAUCAAAUUUCUUUCAUGGUAACAAAUGUUUCCCAGACAUUUAAGUUUAGAGUACUUGGCACAUUGUAGACUCUGGGUGGUUCUGUCACCAAAGUAAAUCUACUGUGCUUAGUACAUUGUAUCUUCAGGAUCUCCAGAAAGUUGGAAGGCAAUUUGUCUUACACUAAAUGGUCUCAAUUACACUUAGAUUUUUGUUUUCUAUCUCUUCUUAAGUGUCUAUCUCCAACUAUAUUCCCUCCCUUCCUUUACUUUAAUCUGUUAUGAAGAGAAGCUAAAUAAACAUGUUAAAUAAAAGGAAGCUAAGUAAAAUAAAUUGUGUGUGAGUAAGAAUAAUAAAGCUCUAAGUUACUGCCAACCCACACACAUAAUCACACUUUCAGUUAAACAUUCAUGGAGUAU
This is a messenger RNA of Condylura cristata (star-nosed mole), 2308 nucleotides long. It is a transcript of the gene TNFSF4, whose product is annotated as tumor necrosis factor (ligand) superfamily, member 4. Bases 246 to 680 code for a protein of 144 amino acids. The record is from RefSeq and is a predicted model, not a curated record. Gene Ontology annotation, molecular function: tumor necrosis factor receptor binding; cytokine activity. Gene Ontology annotation, biological process: immune response. Gene Ontology annotation, cellular component: membrane. NCBI's taxonomy places the organism in Eukaryota, Metazoa, Chordata, Mammalia, Eulipotyphla, Talpidae. The transcript has 3 exons.